This is a messenger RNA of Cryptomeria japonica (Japanese cedar), 1986 nucleotides long. RefSeq lists its product as uncharacterized. The transcript has a single exon. The record is from RefSeq and is a predicted model, not a curated record. NCBI's taxonomy places the organism in Eukaryota, Viridiplantae, Streptophyta, Pinopsida, Cupressales, Cupressaceae. The coding region runs from base 1 to 1986 and encodes 661 amino acids.
AUGGAGAUGGAACAGAGCGUAUCAGAUUCUUCUUAUCGGAUUUCAAAGAGUUGGAUGAUUAACUGUGUGAUGCUAUUGAGCAUGAUGGUGCAGCUUCUGCUCACUUUUGGCGGUGCACUGAGAUACCGCAGUGGAAGUUCAGUAUUGCAGUUGGUCGUAUGGCUAGGUUAUAUGUCAGCAGAUGCUAUGGCCAUCUAUGUACUUGGUGUGAUGGUGCACUUUCAGAGUCGUGCAAUAUUUGGAAUAUGGGCUCCCAUAUUGCUCUCGCAUUUGGGAGGACCUGAUACUAUCUCUGCCUAUUCAACGCCAGACAAUGAGCUCUGGUUAAGGCACCUUUUUACCAUGUUGUACCAGAUCUCAGUGGCCGUUUAUGUUGUGUAUUUAUCACAGUUGGGAGGUUAUUUGUUAGCUGCGGCAGUGCUUUUGUUAGUUGUUGGGAUUUCCAAGUACGCUGAAAGGAUUAUGGCAUUGAGAUACUCGAGUCUCUCACAGAUCGUCAGCUCUGCUGAUCCCAUGAAUGUGUUCAUGCAAUUGGAGGGUGAAAGAUGUGAUUAUCUGGUCAUGGGAUUGAAGCAAUGGAGAAAGAGCAGGAAUGUGAAGGUAACCAUUACUGAUGUUUGGAAUUCCGAGGGAAAAGAACUUACAGAAAACUACAUGCUCUGCUUGUCUUAUGCCUUAUUCAAAAUGAAUAAGCGCAGAUAUGUGAAUCUCUAUCUUCACGAAAGAUAUUACAAUAGAACAAGGGACUUCUUAUUUGCCGAGGAAUUAUCUCACAUCCCUUCCCCUCAAAAGAUAUUUACAGUAGCAGAGAUGGAGCUGAAAUUUCUGUACGAUCUUUUGUUCUCCAAGUCAAGUGGUACAGCAUUCAGUAAAUUGGGUAUGGUGAUGCGCUUGGUGAACAUUUGUCUGAUAGGAAUAACUGGUUUUCUGAUUUACAGAGAGUUGGCAUCUCAGAGAGUGGUAGAGGAAACUCUGUACACACAACGCAUGGUAGCAUAUGCGCUCCUCUCUGUUGCUAUUGUUUUAGAGAUUGUUCAAUUCUGCAGAAUUUUGACGUCGGAUUGGAGCAUGGUCUGGCUAAUCUGCGCACGUAUUCAGUAUAUUGAUAAUUCUUGUGGAAGGAUAGGACUGGAUUUGUACAUGGCCAUGCUAAUACAGAUUGUUAUUCAGAUAUCCAGUCGGUUCCGCAAGUAUUGCCGGGGUAAAUAUUGGAAGGAUCAAAUUGCACAAUACUCUAUAAUCGACUCCUGCUCACAUAUCUCUCCUUCCAUCUGGAAGCUAACUAAAUUUCUCCACCUCACAAGCUUUGUUACAAGCUGGUACAAUCACACAGAGCCGGUAGAAGAUGAUCUGAAAAUAUUUCUUGUUGAACAACUUAAACAGAGAUGCUCGACAGAAGAAGAUGUGGAAAAUUGUAGAACACAAUUGAUGUCCUAUGAUUUCGGUUUGGAAGUAAACCAAUGUGAAGAUUUGAAAUGGGCUUCACAGCAGGAUCAAGAGCAUUUAAUUCUACAUUGGCAUAUAGCCACAACAAUAUGUGAGAUGCAGAGAGAGGCAAAGCCCAGUUCAAAUAUGCAGGACCAGGAAAUAAAGAGGAACAUUGAUAUAAGUAGAACGCUGUCAAGGUAUUGUGCAUAUUUAUUGGUGUCCACAUCUAAGCUUCUCCCUCUCCAUCCAGACAUUGAAAGUGUGAAGCACAUGGAUGUUCACAAUGAGCUCAUCAGACUUGCCGACCUUGGCUACAAUAGAAUGAAUACCUAUGAAAGGUAUUCUACUUUGGGACAUGGUGCAAAACUAGCUCGGGAGCUACAACAAAAGCCAGAACAGCUAAGGUGGAAAAUAAUCUCAGAUUAUUGGGGUGGAGUGAUGAUAUUUUAUGCUCUGAAAAACAAAGCUUCUGUCCAUGCGGAACGACUUACUGUAGGAGGUGAAUUUCUAACUCUACUCUGGGCUAUAGUUGGUCACAUGGGAGUGGGAGACCAGUGA